AUGCAACUAGCAGCAAAGCCGCUGCUCCUCCGUCCAAAUCCACUGCCGGGACUGAGAAUGCUAACUUACGCCUCUCCCCUAUGCAUUUUCGUACACCCAGACAACAACGGUGGUUUUCCGGACCGCGCAAUGAGACCCGCCGCCACCCGCGACACCUCAUAUUGCAAAAACCCAAAUCUCUCCAUACUUUCAAAUUCAAAAACUGGGCUCUCAAAUUCCCAGAAUUUCCCCCAACUCCUCUCUCCAAUUAAGUGUUUCUCCUCCUCCUCCUCAGCAAUGAACGCAAUACCUAUUUCAAACUCACUUGAACCGAAGAUUGGGAACACUGAAGCUUCCAACGACGUCGUUCCUGACUCGCUGCUGUCGCCUUUGGUGGUUGUUUCAUUCUACAAAUUUGCUGAUUUUCCGGACCACGCUGAUUUACGGAAGCCUCUCAAGGAGCUUUGCGAACGACUGCGCGUUUCAGGUGGCAUCAUUCUUGCUCCAGAAGGAAUUAAUGGGAGUAUAUGUGGAACUCGCGAUUCGGUGGAGAAUGUACUUUCAUUUAUUCAAGCAGAUGAUCGCCUGAAGGGUGUUCGACGGGUGGAGACACCUGUAAGUCCUGAGGAGGAAGCUAUUCAUCAUGGACACAUGAGCGCUUCUCCUCUUGCAGCUGGAGAAGAUGCUCCUUUCAGAUGGGAUCAUGUGAGAGUGAAGUUGAAAAAGGAGAUUGUUACCCUUGGCAUGCCUUCUGUCUCGCCAAUUGAAAGAGUCGGGGAGUAUGUUAGCCCCAGGGAUUGGAAUGCACUUGUUAGCGAUCCUGACGUUGUGGUAAUUGAUGUUCGUAAUGACUAUGAAACUAGAAUUGGAAAGUUUAAAGGAGCAGUUGAUCCAUGUACUACAGCCUUCCGAGAUUUUCCAUCUUGGGUGGAGGAUAGAUUUGGGAUUGCCGAAGGUGUUGAUCAGGGUGAUACAGUUACUUCGGAUGGAAGCAUGGAAGCUGCAUCAAAGGGGAAGGGGAAACUACCUAGAGUGGCAAUGUAUUGUACUGGUGGAAUUCGGUGUGAGAAAGCUUCAAGUUAUCUUCUGAGUAAAGGUUUUGAGGAGGUUUAUCAUCUGAAAGGGGGAAUCUUGAAAUAUCUUGAGGAAGUUCCCAAGGCUGAGAGCCUGUGGGAGGGAGAAUGCUUUGUGUUUGACAAGCGAGUGUCAGUUGAACAUGGAUUAGUUCAGGGCACUUUCAAACUCUGCUAUGGCUGUAAGCAACCCGUGAGUGAUGCAGAUAUGGAGUCACCUGAGUGGGAAUACGGGGUAUCCUGUCCAUACUGCUACUCAUCAAAAUCAGAAGAAGAGAAAGAGAGGGCUCGAGCUCGGCAAAGCCAGUUUGAGAGAUGGGGAAUCAUUGGUGGUCCAGAUAAGGGCCGCCGACCAACAAGUCCAGUUGGGAGGUCCGAGCAGAAAUCAAAUUCUGCAUAA
Oldenlandia corymbosa var. corymbosa is the source of this 1452-nucleotide messenger RNA. The record is from the annotation of a GenBank genome assembly. NCBI's taxonomy places the organism in Eukaryota, Viridiplantae, Streptophyta, Magnoliopsida, Gentianales, Rubiaceae.